Molecule: messenger RNA, 1162 nt
Organism: Triticum urartu
Lineage: Eukaryota; Viridiplantae; Streptophyta; Magnoliopsida; Poales; Poaceae
Source: RefSeq, a predicted model, not a curated record
AUCCGCUAAGGAGAAAAAGAAGAAGGCGGCGGAAGGCAAGGCAAAGGCAGGCCGAGGGAGAUAAAUUACUCCACCCCGGCCACUCGCCCCCGGCAGCGGCCAGCAGUCCUCCCCGCCCCCACCCAAAUCCCCCGCCGCCCCCCCUCGCGGAGGAGGAGGAGGCCGGCGGCCAUGGAGGAGGAGAGGAAGGGGUUCCAGCCCCACCUGAUGGGCCUGGGCGGCGGGAGCAGGCUGAGGGGCGCGGCGGGGGCGAUGGGCCUGCAGAAGCAGAACUCGUGGUCGCCCGACAUCGAGCGGGACGAGGCGUGGGAGCGGCGGCGGCGCGGGAUUCUCGGCAGGGGCCGCCGCUCGCCGCUGCAGCGCGCGCAGAGCGUCACCGACGACCAGCUCGACGAGCUGCGCGGCUCCCUCGAUCUGGGCUUCCGCUUCGACCCGCCCUCGCAGCGCUGCGCCGCCUGCGACGCCGGCAGGAGCCGCCUCGUCGAGACGCUCCCGGCGCUCGACCUCCUCUACGCCGUCGCCGCCAACGCCAACGCCGGGGGCUGCGCCGGCGCGGCCAGUCACCAGUGCUCCUGCGGCGCCUCCUCGGAGGCCUCCGAGCCGUCGCCCAUCGGGAGCCCCCUCUCCAUACUCUCCCCAGAUGACCCGCCGGAGACGGUGAAGAUGAGGCUGAAGCAGUGGGCGCAGGUGGUGGCGCUGUCCAUGCGCAGCCGCUCCUGAACCAAACCACCCAGCCAUGAAACGCCAACGUGAAAGCCAUACCGAAUUCAGAGGAGGGACAACAACCAGCAGACGCAGAAGAAAAGAAUCAUCCCCCCAUCCCUGCCUCGAGAUCGAAGAAGCAACCAAUGAUGAGCAAGCAAGCAGCGAGAAGAGAAUCUACCAGGUGUCGUCGGGCGAUCGGCCGGCCGCCUUCCACAUCUGCUCUCGCAUCGCAUCUUGGACUAGCUAUAGCUUUAGCCUGCUGCUGCUAAUCGACUUUGUGUCACAUGUUUAUCGUUGAGCAAUUCGAAACUAUACUCCGUAAUCCGCACUCCCCCUGUUAUAAUUAGCUCCUCCUCCCCUCCCCUCCGCUGAUCUUCAGCCGCGGCGGCUUUGCUUCCGUUAGUAGUCACCUCCCCUGAUUUCGUAGCAGUAAUAAUUUACUUUCGACAUCUCUGUA